Messenger RNA from Puccinia triticina, 1560 nucleotides. RefSeq lists its product as uncharacterized. The transcript is spliced from 9 exons. The record is from RefSeq and is a predicted model, not a curated record. Lineage: Eukaryota; Fungi; Basidiomycota; Pucciniomycetes; Pucciniales; Pucciniaceae. The coding region runs from base 1 to 1560 and encodes 519 amino acids.
AUGGGCCAUUGGGCGCCUUGCGAAGCAGCUCCUGCGAACUUGGCCACACCGGCGGAGUCCACUCCGCAUUGUGGAGUAUUAUUACAAGUCCGCCGGCACUGGCGUGGUUUCACUGCUUGUUCUACGGACCACACAAGCCUCCCGCUGCGCUUCGGUAUAUCACCCAAGAAUUCGCCUAAUCCAGCCUCUUUGGCGGAGGGAUUCAAAUUCCCGAUUCGUCAAGAAUGUUGGCCAGACUGGUCCUUGGCAGCACCGGCGGAUCUGUACCCUCAUGGUGGCGCCUUCUGCACGUUUCUUGAUUUGCCCACCUCAAAGGAAGCUCGACCAUCGCUCCUUUCCGCAUAUUUUCACUCGUCAACAUCCUCAGCUGGCUCCAAAGUUACCCAAACUCAAAGAAUCAACCAGCCUGCCCCUUCUAUCUUGAAAGGCUCGCGAGACCCUGCCGUUCCGCGUUCCCACUGGUUACAAGACCCAAGCAUGAAAUCCACCAUCGCCAUGCUUUUCAGCACCAUCGUGCUGCUGCUCAUCAAUGACGCAGUUCACACACAAGCCAAUGGAGACAGCACCCCACAGCCAGGGGAAAAGGUAAACACCGCUAGUUUAGGGCCAGGUCGCAAUGUCGGGGGCGCUCCCUACGAUGGUCCUGGGAAAGAGUUUUAUUGCAAUGCAAAAGGUGUACCAAUUUUUUGCCUAUUCCUUGCUAACAACAACCGCAAAACCGCCAAAGAUUUGAGUUAUGCAUAUGAUUGGCCGACAUCAUUCUUUCGCUGUCCUACAGGGACUUGGGGCAUUUGUUGUUCAAAGGAGCCCAAGUCGCUAACGGAUUAUGAAUGCUGCGAUUUUGCUCGCAGGUUCUCAAUCGCUAGCGACCGCUCCACUCUGGACGAGCCCAAGCCGCCUCCCGACUUCCAAGAAGCGACCCACAAAGUCCUGCCGGUCGAUGCCGAACAAGAAACCGUCGAGGCCGCCGCCGUCCUCUUAGGUCUUGGCCUCACCCGCCCCGUCGAACUCGUCAGCCAGCCCAAAGCGCAUCAUAAGCAACAACCGAUCAAGCCAUUAGAAGACCCGACCCGGGCGUUCAUCACCGAGAUCCUCGACGCCGACGCCCAGCUGAGCUCUUCCCGCGCCAACCGGCCCGCCAAGCCCCCCGACACAAAUCAAGACCCAAGCAUGAAAACUAAAUCCUCCAUUCUGAGCUCCAUCCUGCUGCUGCUCAUCAGUACAGGGUCUCAUGCGCGGGAAGCGGCAACCACCGGCCGAUCCCCCCCAUCCGCCCCCAACUUUGACCCCAACCGCUAUUAUACCCCACCAUCAAACCCCCCGCAACCGGGCGACACAUAUUGGGAAUCUCACAGUACUGCCGACAAAUACUACAUUCCUGUUUGCUUCGAAGGCAACCGGGCCCGAAAUAUUCCCAUAGAUAUAUCUAAGGAAAAGGGCCGGAGCAAGCCGUUUUUUGUCUGUCAAGAAAAUUCUAGGGGCUCUUUUUGUAAGAAGCUGUCCGAUGGCCUUCCUGAUCUGACCCGCUGUCACGAAGCGUAUCAAGUUAAAAAUCCGUAG